Molecule: messenger RNA, 2318 nt
Organism: Schizosaccharomyces japonicus yFS275
Lineage: Eukaryota; Fungi; Ascomycota; Schizosaccharomycetes; Schizosaccharomycetales; Schizosaccharomycetaceae
Product: fungal protein
Exons: 1
Coding region: 352-2136 (594 amino acids)
Source: RefSeq, a predicted model, not a curated record
UGCGAAACCUACGACUUGGUUAUGGAUCGGCACGGCUUCUUAGCAUCAUAGCUGGCACACACUCCCGCGGCCUUAAUAGGUUACUAACUAACGGACACACACACACACACACACACAAACGCACGCAGCUCAGUGUUCACCACACAAACCGUUUUCUUUUGGUGCAAUUCAACGCGGCGACCAGUUUGAGGACAUUCAUAUUCCUCAGUCCGCCUUACUCGUCCUGCCCCGCCCAAGCACAUUCCCUCCUUCGCCUGGGCUCUGCAUCCCUUCCAGCCUUCUACUGGAAUUUUUUUAUUCGCUCACGCACACAUCCGGAAAUCUCAAUCCUUCGACGACUUGAUAAAAUUCAUGAAGUUGUUGUUUCGGCGACGCAGUGUCCGACGAUUGCUCCAGUUGACCCUGGCGCUUACGGCCUUUUGGCUGGUGACGAACCGCGUGCAGCAGGCUUCCUCACCAAAACAGCUCUUCCCGCCCCCUACCGCUUGGUCCGGUGCAGCACCCUCUGAAUCAGAAGAUGUAGUCGGGCUGCCACGGUCGGUGCGAAGACUCAAAGCGUCAACGGAUGCGUUCCUCAACGAAUUGCAUCACGACGAUGUUCAAAACACCGUAUUGUUCGUGAGCUACGGCAUAGAUGCCGACACCCACAGUCUGUUCGAAUUGGCGUGUCGCAUGGCCAGCACGCAAGCUAUAUUGGUUAAUUUUGCCAUUAUCGGCGAGCACGAUGUCGCAUCUUUGUUUCUGUUUGAGGCCAACCGCGAGACCGUGGAUGCGUGUCCUGUCCAGUUUGUCUUGAAACCUUCCUGGUAUGGUGAUGGACGGGGAAUUAGCGCGCGACUUCGUAAUCUUCGUGACGACGUCGCGGUGCGAACGACUCGUAUUCUUCUCGAGGCUGAGGUGCAAAAUGCGAUCAUGGAAUCCGUACCGCGUGUCAUUGUUACGUCCCAGUAUGCGUCCCCUGCGACAGUAGAAGCCCUAAAACGUUUCCUCGAUAAGCAGUACUUUGCUCACAUCCCAAUUGACACUCGCAAUGUCCACGACUCGUUAUGGCUUGCUGAGCUAGAUCUGCAUGCACUUGCCGAGUACAGAAUCCCACGGUUCGAGGUUGUUUUGUUUGUGGAGAUGGGUGCGUACAAGCUUCUCGACCGAAUGCUGCGGAUGCUGAGGAGCACGCUGCAUUCGCCUUCUAAUGAUUUGCCGCGUUUGUUCAUGUUCAUUCGCUGCGACGAGCGUCUGCCUCAUCUGACGAAUCUGUACGCCGGCAACGCCUGGCCCCGCGAUCGUCUUUCUGUCCGCUGGUACACACAAAACUCAACACCGAUGCUCGUAGAAGCCUGGAUUCCACCGGACCCAUACACGUACGCAAUUGUCAUCGACUUGCUCGCUACCGACGCUGGUAGCGGUGAUGAACAGGAGAUGCAGAUGUUGUCGCCUGUGUGGAUGGCCUGGCUGCGGUAUGCUGUGCUACACACAUUUUAUCGCGAGCAUUCUCGUCCGUACAAGGCAAAUGUGCUCGCUAUUCUUCCCACAAUGGCAACGCCAAUAAACGACAUGCCGUUCGUCUUGACACAGGAAUUUAAUUCGCGGAUCGCUCUGUUUGCACCGGAUGCUUUUUAUCGUUUGCAACAGUACGUAAUGCUGCGUCUCAGUCAGCCCGACUUUAUCGACAGACUACAGGAACAAGGGCAACAACUAGGUGUACCAGCCGUAACGCCAUCCCAAUUCCCUGCGGGUUCUGUGUUUAACGAGGCACGCCCGUUUAUUCUCGAACUCGAACGUUUGUUAGGAUUCGUAUCCCUGCAACCAGCUCUACUUGAUGAUGACACUGACAAUAACUGGAGAGAUCGCAGUGGCAGUCUUGAAGAGAACAGAGAGAAUGAGCUUUCGGCACACGUUGUCGCUUCAGAAUGGCAGUAUCUUCGCCGGAAUAUGCGUCGACUGCCUGCUCUUCAACUUGAAAAGGCUGAGGAUGCUCCGUUGAUUGUGCCCGUUAACGGGCAACACAGCUGGACGUGGUCCGAGUCACAAAACAGAUCCGCCGAAUUAUUCAAAAGUAUCUCGUCCUGUUUUCAAGAAGGACAACUAUCUGAAUUUCCGAUUGAGUCAAUUUUCUGCGGUGUGGUAGCAUCCCAAUAAGCGCUGGCGCAACAAAAGACCGACACCGGGCACCUUUGGAAAUACUGAAUUAAAUUAGACUGGGUAUGGAACGAGAGCAUAAUUAUUAUGCGGUGCAAUUCGUUCCUGUAACACUCUUUACGACACGAAAUGAAUUGAUGAUGAACAUUGAGAAGAAGAAGAGAAAGUAGGAGAGGAGGGAG